AUGAACGUCAAAAAGAUCCUCCAGGCCACCAGCCGCCCAAUUGCUUACCACUCCAAUUCUUCUCCCGCCAACGCGAACCGCAAGGAGGCCCCUCAUGAGAUUAUAGAGCAACUUAAAGUGCAGGUAGCGGGCCGCGAGGCGGAAAGCACGGAGAUGCAAGAUCUGGAGAAGGAGAUCCAACGGCUGAGACAGGACAUCAGGGUUCUAUCGAGCGGCGGAGGGCUUCCGACCGGAGCGCACUUAACGGCGACGGAUCUGAAGACAGCAGCAGAUGUAGGGGUGGACGCGACGGCUAUAUGCGAGCAGCAGCUAUCUCACUGUAAGAGGCAGAAGCUUGAACGGCGCUCCUUACUCUCCAGUAACCCUUCCGCGGAAGGUGGUUCCGCUUCCGCUUCCGUUUCCGAGCCAUCCGCGGGAGGGUCGGUAACGCCUGCGGGUGGCGCAGGGGGAGCGGGGGAAUCGGCGGAAGGGGGUUCCAGUGCCGUUCCGCCAGUCUCCCCUGCGGUGGCGGAGCUCCAGCGGAAGCUGGCGGAUCUACGGACGGCGUACGACGCAAUGAUGAUCGACAAGCGCAAUCUGACGGCUGAGCUUGCGCGGCUGUCCCACAAUGGCACGUGCGGGCCGCUGGUCAAUCUGACCAUGGUGGAGGGCGCGGCUCGGGACCUAGCUUCGGAAUGCGCGGAUGCUGCUAAAAAGCAGACGGAAGCGGAAAUGCAGAUAGUAACCGGGGGAGCUGGGGGAGCCGGCAGAGAAGGAGGGGGAGGGGGAGGAGAUACGGGGAAGGAUUUGUCUCCAAAUGAGAAGAAACUAAUGUCGUUUCGGACGUGUAACGGAUCGGAUGAGGAGUUACAACUGUACAUGAACUACACUGCCAGACAGGCGUGUCCAGAUGACUGGUUACUGGCUCAACGGCUCAUGUUUGAAAAGAAUUGCUUCUGCCUGCCCCGCCGCCUCUGCUUCGCGGCAACUCCACCGCAUUACACCGAACCCCACCUUGGCCCUCCGGAUUCUCUUUUCAGUCAGGAGAUGCUGCGAGACGAGAAUGUGCGGUGGGGAUUGCACGAGUGUAAGUCGUACGCGUGUGUGAAUUCAAGGGAGAAGGGGGAGUGCAGGAACUGUUUCAACAUGAGUUUGGAGGUGAAGCGGUGGCAGGCGCCGUACCUGGGCACCAUACCUAUGGCGCAGGUCUGGCAGCUCAAGCCUCCGGGUUCGCUUCGGAUCGGCCUGGAUGUGGGUGGAGGUUCGGGGAGCUUCGCAGCUCACAUGGCCCGUUACAACGUAACCAUCCUUACAACUUCGAUGAAUAAGGAAUUCAUUGAAGGUGUAGAAGGGGGGCUGCCUUAUAUGGAGACGAUUGCUCUAAGGGGGUUGGUGCCACUUCACGUCCCCACUAAAGCCCGGCAACCGUUUUUCGACAACACACUCGAUAUAAUACACUCUGCUCAAAGCGUCCGUUACUUUUCGGUUUCAGAAUUGGAGGAGCUGAUGUUUGAAUGGCACCGGAUUCUUCGGCCGGGCGGCAUUAUUUGGUUUGAGCUGCUGACCGCGCCUACAAGCAAGAUGAAGCAGUAUACAGUGGUGAUUAAUAUGUUCAAGUAUAAGCAGCUGUACUGGGAUCUUGCGCCUGUGGAUGAUUCGAAGAAAAGCAAGACCCAUGUCUACUUGAACUGUGUAAUGGAAAAGCCUAGGAAGUCAUAG
Molecule: messenger RNA, 1698 nt
Organism: Closterium sp. Naga37s-1
Lineage: Eukaryota; Viridiplantae; Streptophyta; Zygnematophyceae; Desmidiales; Closteriaceae
Source: the annotation of a GenBank genome assembly